CCCGAGCCUCCACUUGCAGCCGUACCGCGCGCGCCUCCCGCUCCAGUUUAUGUGAGGAGGCAGGAAAGAGAAGAAGCCGCUGCGCCUCCGCAGAAACUGUGAGGAGAAAAUGAGAGGAGGCGCAAAGCAGCGGUACUUUCUGCGCCUUUAAACAGGUCUCCUACCCAAUAUUCCGCCAGCACUCCCCACCAUGAGUCACUGGAAUAACGGCUCAUCUGCGGACCUGGAACCCGUACCGGACUCCAACUCCACUAUCGGGAGGGGUCCCGGAGACGUGGCCCCGCUGGUCCUGAGUCGGGCGGUGCCGGUCGGCAUGCUGCUGGCCUUCUUCAUCAUGUUCGCCAUCGUGGGGAACAUCUUGGUCAUCCUGUCGGUGGUCUGCAAUCGGCACCUGCGGACCCCCACCAACUACUUCAUUAUCAAUCUGGCCAUGGCCGACCUGCUGCUCAGCACCACGGUGCUGCCGGUGUCCGCCACCCUGGAGGUUCUGGAUUACUGGGUGUUUGGUCGGAUCUUCUGUGAUAUCUGGGCAGCAGUGGACGUCCUAUGCUGCACGGCGUCCAUCAUGUCUCUGUGCGUCAUCUCCAUCGACCGCUACAUCGGUGUCCGCUGCCCACUGCAGUACCCAAUGAUUGUCACCAAGAGGCGGGCAUUGCUUGCCAUGCUGGGUGUCUGGAUACUGUCCUUCGUUAUCUCCAUCGGGCCUCUGCUGGGCUGGAAGGAGCCACCAUCACAGGACGACACGGUGUGUGUCAUCACCGAGGAACCUUUCUAUGCUCUCUUCUCCUCCCUCGGGUCCUUCUACAUCCCUCUUGGCGUCAUCCUGGCCAUGUACUGCCGAGUCUACGUGGUGGCCAAACGGACCACCAAAAACCUGGAGGCCGGCAUGAUGAAGGACCGCACCGAAGACUCCAAUGAGCUCACUCUGAGGAUCCACUGCAGGAACCAGCAGGUCCAGGACAUCUGUCCAUCUUCCAAGUCUGGAGGGGGCGGGGCCUCGGCCGGACGUAGUGCACUCAGCGUCAAACUGCUCAAGUUCUCUCGCGAGAAGAAAGCCGCCAAGACACUGGGUGUGGUGGUGGGCAUGUUCAUCCUCUGCUGGCUGCCCUUCUUCCUGGUUCUGCCCAUCGGCUCCUUCGACAGCAGCCUCCGUCCUCCUGAGACUCUCUUCAAGGUCAUCUUCUGGUUGGGUUACUUCAACAGCUGCCUGAACCCCAUCAUCUACCCCUGCUACAGCCGCGAGUUCAAGCAGGCCUUCAUCCGGAUCCUGCGGUGCCGCUGGAAGAAGAAGCGCCAGGGUUGGCAGGCUUACUGUAACUACCGCAGCCAGCAGGGCUCCAACAGCUCAUCCGUCCUGAACGGCAGCCAGCAGACACUGUCCUCUAUCAGCCACAGUCCAAGCUGCAUCUCCUCUAAGCCCCGCCCUACGCUGUGGCCGUCUUCAGGCCGACACGUCCUCCCCGGCAGAGGGCGUCCAUGCUACCAGGGUGCAGCCCGAGGAGCCAACAGUCCUAAAACCUAAACCAGACAAGAUGAGCUGGCGGACACGCUACCUGAUGUAGUAGGACUUACCUGAGCUCCCCCACCUGAUUAAUGGUUGACCUGUGAAAGGGGGUGGAGCUCCUGACAGACUUCCUCUGUCCAUGACUCAUCAACAACAAAUUCAGAGAAAAAGAGAAAAAGAAAAAAGUGUAAUCCAAAACUUAGAUGCAAGAAACAAAAUUUCAUGACAUCUGAAGUCAGAGAAUUCAGAAAAUGUAAAAAAGAAAUGAAAACAAACAAAAUUCUGUGACGUUUUUAUACAUUAUUUUCUUUAUUUAACA
This is a messenger RNA of Melanotaenia boesemani (Boeseman's rainbowfish), 1823 nucleotides long. RefSeq names its product alpha-1A adrenergic receptor-like. Gene Ontology annotation, cellular component: membrane. Gene Ontology annotation, biological process: cell-cell signaling; adenylate cyclase-activating adrenergic receptor signaling pathway; phospholipase C-activating G protein-coupled receptor signaling pathway. Lineage: Eukaryota; Metazoa; Chordata; Actinopteri; Atheriniformes; Melanotaeniidae. The record is from RefSeq and is a predicted model, not a curated record. Bases 191 to 1522 code for a protein of 443 amino acids. The transcript has 5 exons. Gene Ontology annotation, molecular function: alpha1-adrenergic receptor activity.